Messenger RNA from Acanthopagrus latus (yellowfin seabream), 1896 nucleotides. It is a transcript of the gene fmoda, whose product is annotated as fibromodulin a. Gene Ontology annotation, molecular function: protein binding. The record is from RefSeq and is a predicted model, not a curated record. Lineage: Eukaryota; Metazoa; Chordata; Actinopteri; Spariformes; Sparidae. The transcript is spliced from 5 exons. Bases 90 to 1139 code for a protein of 349 amino acids.
GCGAAUGAUUUUGUGUCUAUUUGGAAUUUUAUUGGCUCUUUCUCUUCUGUCUUUGUUAGAUUACAGUGAAGAUUCGUGUGACUGUGACCAUGCGUGUGGUGAUUGUCUUCCUCUUGUCUGCCCUGCUUCCACCCUCUCUCUCCCAUCAACGGGACCCCUUAGCCUGGGUGUACACUCGACGGAGCCAAGGACACUAUUAUGGCUCCCUGCAGGCAGACACCGCUGGAGGGCCGUGUCCAGAUGAGUGUGACUGCCCCCCUACUUUCCCAAUUGCCAUGUACUGUGAUGGGCGGGGCCUGUCAACCAUGCCAACCAUUCCCUCCCGUGUGAAAUACGCGUACCUCCAAAACAAUGCCAUCACAGCUGUGCCUGACUCAGCUCUAGCCAAUGCAACCAAUCUGGUGUGGCUCAUGAUGCACCACAACCAGCUGACAUCUGACGCCAUUGGCAAAAAGGCAUUCCUGAAGUUGGGGGGACUGGAGCGUUUAUACCUACAACACAAUAACUUGACCAGCAUUCCUUCAAACCUCCCUCGCAGCCUGCGAGACCUGAGAAUAAACCAUAACAAGAUUGAAAAGGUUAUAGCUGCAGACCUGGAAGGAAUGGAUAACCUCACAAUCCUGUAUCUCAAUGACAAUGCUGUCACAGACAUGGGCACAUCACUGAAGGCACUAAAAUCCCUCACACUGUUGGACAUCAGCGGCAAUAAGUUGACAAAGGUCCCAGAGGCGCUCCCUGAACAUCUGCACCAACUCUACCUGGAGUCCAACUCCAUUGAUGCUCUACCAGAGAGCUUCCUGGGAGGUUUCACUCAGCUGCAGUACGUAAGGAUUGCCCACAACCAGCUCACAGACAAAGGCAUCCCUGCAAACACUUUUAAUGUGACCGGUCUGGUGGAGCUGGACCUCAGCUUCAAUAAACUGGAGAGAAUCCCCCCAGUGAGCACCACGCUACAGCAUCUCUAUCUACAGGCCAACCAGAUCAAGGAGUUCACUCUGGGUAGUUUCUGCACCUUUACGGAUGUGUCCAACUUCUCCAAACUGCGGACGCUGCGACUGGAUGGGAACGAGAUCAGUCUCCAGGACGUCCCUUCAGAGUCAUCCAUCUGCUUGCGCCUGGCUUCCACCAUCGAGAUCUAACUGUGUGUAGGAUACCACACCAACAGGAGCCAAACCCAAAGCACGGCUGGGGCGGUGAUAUGAUUUAAUAUUGACAGCAGGCGGCAGCAGUUUGUACUGCAAAAUCUACCAUCCCCAUCACAGUAAUUAUCAUAUGAGGAUGAUUACAUGGCAGUGGCUUAACGUUGCACCUUUCACUGCUCAAUCUCUGUGACAAAUAUAGACAAGUAAAGUGUUUAACAUUAUGAGAUUCUUUUCCAUAAAUACAGUGUAUAAGCCUAAUACGAUAUUGUAUGAGCCACAUAUGAUGGAGUUUUUUGCAUAUUGAAAAUAAUCCCACCCUACUUAUAUGAUGGUGUGAGGAUUAAUGAUCUUUGUAAUCAGCGUUUUAAGCUUCUUUAUUUUGUUUAUCUCUGUUGUCCUACAAAGCAUGCUUUCCACUGUUUAGUCAGAUAAGCUGAUGAUACACAUGUUAUGUAUGAUGUAUGACGUGAGGUGUUUAACUUCUCUGACCACCAUGUCCAAAAGUGAUAUCUUGUGCUGUGAUUGCUUGUUUCUAUGGCAGAUUGUCAUAUUUCUCAGUGAAAUCAACUUUCCUUAGAAACAUGGAUAGAACCCUUUGUACUGUGUGAACAAAUAUCUCCAUUCUGUACUGUAGCGAAUAACAUACCUUUGAGUGUAUGAAUUACAAGUCUUGAGUUACUGUAUGCAUUGCAUGGAUAGGUUAUGAUACUGACAAAGCUUUUAUGUUUACGAGCCUAUGGCAGAAGAAAUAAAA